AUGAAUCAACAAAUAAAUAUCAGAGAGUCAUUAGAUAUUAGUGGUGGUAGUGGUAGUGGUUGUGAUGAUGAAAAUGAUAAACUUUUCAAAUUAGGUAAAUCGUUAUUCAUUCUAUUAAAUGAUGAUAAUAUAAAUAGCAAUAAAGCCAGUAGUAAUAAAAAUAAAAAUAAAGAUAAUAAUAAUAAUAAUAAUAAUAAUAAAAUAAAAUUAAUAAUUGAUAACCGACAUGAAAAUAAUAAAAAUAAAAAUAAAAAUAAUCAAAUAUCAAAAGAUAAUCUCAAUCAACAGAAUUUAUUAUUAUUAAAUAAUAAUUCAGAUUUUAAAAAAGCAUUUGAAUCAAUUGAUAAAUCAAUUAAAAUUAGCCCAACCGAUUCAAUGAAAGGGCGAAUUCUGCAGAUAUCCAUCACACUGGCGGCCGCUCGAGCAUGCUCUAGAGGGCCCAAUUCGCCCUAUAGUAGUCGUAU
Dictyostelium discoideum AX4 is the source of this 464-nucleotide messenger RNA. RefSeq lists its product as hypothetical. NCBI's taxonomy places the organism in Eukaryota, Evosea, Eumycetozoa, Dictyosteliales, Dictyosteliaceae. The record is from RefSeq and is a predicted model, not a curated record. The annotation marks the transcript as partial. The transcript has a single exon.